Molecule: messenger RNA, 7601 nt
Organism: Vitrella brassicaformis
Lineage: Eukaryota; Vitrellaceae
Source: the annotation of a GenBank genome assembly
UGGGACUGUAUUUGUAUGAGUAUCACGGACACACAGACGAGUGUUACGGUUAAUGACAGUUUCCCCCCCCUGUCAUUGACACAACAGGCAGGCAGGCAGGCACGCACGAUCAGCUGCCACACACUCACUCACACGCACUCUCCUUCCUUCCCGUACGUACGUACAUAAUAAGUACCGCCCCUACAUUGUAGCUAUACUACUCAAUCAGUGGGCGGACAUCGAUUCGACUCACCACCCCACACGAAGCAGCCAAGUAUUCUUCGCCCGGAUAGACAGACAACACAUACGACAUAGGAGGGAGGGGUGAAAGGGGGACGACUGUAGGAGACGUUCGUUGCGAUGUCUCUGCUCAUUCGUUCUCCACUCAGACACACACACACACAGAGAGAGAGAGAGAGAGACAGAGAGAGAGAGAGAGAGAUGGCCGCUCUUGGUGACACUCACUCACAUGCGUGCACCUGCCAAGCUCACACCACCCACCACAGAUCCAUCCAUCCAAAACUUCACUUCACUUCGCUUCUUUCUUUUGUCCAUCCAUCCAUCGAUUCAAAACGGCCAGCCACAGGCAGAGAGCAAGGCAUGCAGGCAGCAAAAGACGGGAAAUAAACCUUUCCGUCAACCGACACGCGGGCAGACAGACAGGCAGGGAGGGAGACAGCAAGGAGGGCACACUGACAUCAUCGCUGUGUGUGGAUGAACGGCAAAGAAACGAAUUAUCCCAUCACUCUCUCAAACGGCUCGCAACGGCAAAACUCGGCAACCACCCACCUUACCCUUUAAAACGCCCCACCCCACCCCCCCUCCCUCCCAGCAAGGAAACCAUCGAAAAAGUGUCUGCCCUCUGAGGUGUGUGUGCAUGCAUGUGAAGAGCGGUGCGAGGGUGGAAGUGGAUGGAUGGGCGUAGGGUAUGUGUGUGGUGUGGGCUGGGGUGCAGACGUACCGAUAGGUAAAAUGACAGUCAGGCCAGAGCAGGUCGGUCACAGUGUGUGUAUGUAUGUGUGUUUACGAUACGUACCUACCGAUGUCAGGGUCAAUGAUCAAAAAUAGGUCUCACAGACGGACGUAGGUAGCGUAGCAAGCGGGUGGGUGUGUAGGUACUUAGACAAGAUAUAAACACCAGGAGAAAGCGAGAACGCCACGCCCGACAGUUCGUUGCACUUCAUACCGCCACUGCUGAUGAAUGGAAUGGUGGUACGGAUGGUGCGGGUCAGAUGGUGCGUGAAUGAUCAAGAGCUUGAAGAUGUCGCCAGAGGACCAGGAGUUGUGGGCCGCAGCCGACUGCAAGGAGUGGGACUCAUUCGCCAAGCACAACACGUACAAGUGGGUGCUGGAGAAUGAAUCCCACUUCUUGCGGUCGGCUGCGGCCCACAACAAACAGGUCAGUCAGCCAUCUGGCAAGCCGCUUACACACAGACUUACACACACAUCCAUACGCCAUCACAUCACGCGCUCGCACUACCGCCCGCCGCCCGGGCCCCACCGACAAAAAGGUUGGCUGGCGCAAACAAAAUACAUCGCCUGCCAGCGUCGAGAGAGCUGGCUGGCAGUCGGCAACGCAGCUGGCAAGAGACACGAACACCUUUCCCUCUGACCCCUCCCUCCCUAAGUGUGUGGGACGGUGGGCCUAGCUUCUCUUGAACAUGGAGAGCAUCCGCUGGGUGACCGCGAAACCGCCGGCAACGUUCAUCGACGCAACCUGCACACAAAACAAGAAACCGAGCAUAGGGUGGAUGGAUGGAUGGAUGGAUGGGCAUAAGUCACGUGUCUCCGUGGGUAGGUAGGUACCGCAAUCGCGAUGGCGUUGAGGAUGAUUGCGGUGUCGCCCCUCUUUUCGCAGAACCAGGCAUCGACAUUGUCGCCGUUGCACUCGUCCUGGAGGGGCAUGUACUUGUACUCGCUGAUGCCCAGCAUGCCGCCCAGCACCACAAUACCGCUGAUAGCGUUGGACACCGACAUCAAUCUGACCACACACACACAUACAGCAGGGAGCGAGGGAGGGAGAGAGGGUAUGUGUGUGUCUGUGUAUGCGUGUCUCAAUGGGUGAGUUGCGUUUCGUUUCGUACGGUGUGUGGAGUGCGGGUGCGACGUUCCAGAUGAGCAUGUAGCCCACCCAGCAGGCCAACACAAACACCAUCAGCUGCGGCACAAAGGUUUGCGGGCCGAACUGAGAAGAAAAGACACCCGUACAUAGUAAAUGCAGCCAACCGUCAUCAAACAGGCCAGUCGUCUGUGUGCUCUCUGUGUGAGUGCCCACCGCGGCGAACACGCCGAUGAACACAGCAAUGGCUAAAAGAGAAAUGGCCGACCUGACCACAGAAACCACACACACACAGUGGUCGAGUAGAGGACGUGACUCGUGUGUUGUGGCUUGGCUGCUUGCACACCCACCCGACGGUAAUGGGUCCGAGGAUGUGUGUCGACAUGCGCUUGGCGAACUUGGCGCUCACAGUCUCGAUCUCCGCCUUGGGCUGGGGCAUUGCCGGGCCGCCGGCCUUGGCCGCCUGUGGCGGGGGGCCGGCGGGCUUGGGGGGCGGCCAGGUGACAGUCCCCUCGUGUGCGACCGUGAUGCCGCGGAUGAUGUCGUCCUCCUGGUUGAGCUUGAACUCCUUGCCGCCGCCGCAGUGGUGCAUCAGGUGGUAGACGUUGUUGGCGAACAUGACGGACGCCUGGGAGGCCAUGCGGCUGGUCAGGUCGGUGUCGCCGCAGAUGGUCACGCUGCCGCCACGGGGGGUGGUGUAGACGUAGGUCUCGCCCGGACGGGUGACCUUGCAGUUGCCGCCGGUGAGGGCCGCAAGGUCGAUGAUGACGCUGCCCGACUUCAUCGCGUCGACGUGGUACUGGUCGAUCAGGAUGGGAGCCUUGCGGCCGGGGAUGGCCGCCUGUGUGUGCAUGUCACAGGGAGAGGGAUAUCUUUUGUGGAGGGGUUCUCUGUGUGUGUGUGGUUGGUUGACGUACGGUAGUGAUGAUGAUGUCGCACUCCUUGGCCUGCUCCAGGAAGAGCUCCAUCUCCUUCUCAAUGAACUCGGGACUCAUCGGCUGCGUAUACACACACACACACACACACACAUAUGGGGUCAAUGUCUGUCUGGAGGUGCCUUGGUGUGCCGUGUGUGUGUAUGCCUGCCUACCUUAGCAUAGCCGCCCUCUCCGGUUCCGUCUUCCUUGAAGUCCAUGACGAGGAACCGGCCACCCAUCGACUCGACCUGGUCCUUGCACUCAAGGCGAGUGUCAAACGCACGAACGUCAGCUGACACACAGACACAUAGACACACAGGCAGGGAGGCAGCCAAGCGUAUGUGUGCACAUGAUUCCAUCCCCCUGUUGCCUUGUUGUUUCCCACCUCCCAGGUUGUGUGCGGCCCCGAUGGCCUGCAGCCCCGCCACGCCCGCACCUAUCACCAACACCUUAGCGGGCGGGAACUUGCCCUGCAGAGCAGACAGAGACGACACACACAGAUGGACGUGUGUUGCGUUGAUGACUGCGUGUGUGGCAGGCAUGUUUGCUGUAUGUCCCGAUGCCUCACCGCUGCUGUGAUCUCGCCAGAAAAGAAACGCCUAACACGCAGAGAGAGAGAGAGAGAGAGAGGGAGGUAGGCAGGCAGAAAGGACACGUGCCGGUUUGUGUGAGUUGGUCUGUGAAGGCAGCGCGUUCGUUGAUGCUUACUGGAAGUGGUAGGCCGCCUCGAUGAUGGCACGGUAGCUGAUAGAUACCACAGACGACAACACACACGAACGCGUUUAUGUGCGGUGUGGUGUGGUGUGGUGGGUGGAUGGGCGUAGGUACGUACCCUGCAAUUUUGGCGGUGCUGCUGAGAACGUCCAUUUUCUGUGCGGUGGUGAUGCGCGGCACCGCAUCCAUCGCCAGCAACGUCACACCCCUCUCGGCCGCCUUGCUGUUGUCACACACACACACACACACACAAACACGUCACACACACUCAGGGGCUCUGUGAUGCGCAGAAUGUGUACCUGAGCAGGUCUUGGUUCUGUGCGGGCUGGACCCAUCCGAUGAGCACCUGACCCGCACUCAUCGACUCGACGUCCUCGACAGUGGGCGUCGUGAUCUGAGAGGCAGGCAGGCAGGCAGCCCACAGACACACACACAUGGAUGGAUGGGGUGUCUUGUGUUGUGUGUCUCUUCUGUGGGUGUCAGUCAGUCACUCAUCUGCCUCUGCUGCUCGGUGGGGUGCGUCACCUCACUCACCUUGACGAUGACUUUGGACUCGGCAAUGAGUGUCGCUCGGUCAACCACGCGGGCCCCACACACUUCGUACGCCGCAUCAGAGAUACUCGCACCGGCACUGCCACACACACGGAGUGGGGGACGCACGUGUAGGUGUCUCUCUCUCCCUCUCCCGGCUGUGUGGGUGUGCGGACGAUUAAUGGGUCACACACCCAGCGCCUCUCUCGACGAGUGUUUCGAUGCCGAGUUUCUCGAGCAUCUUCUCCGCGACAGUGUUGUCGAUCGCCACACGCUUCUCCUUGACGUCGCCCGUCUCCCUGUAACAUUAGAGAGAGACACACAGACAGGUGGUCAGUCAAUUCUUCUCCUCUCCGUGUGUGUGUGUGUGUAUGUUCGUGUGUCGAUUAUACUUGAGUACUCCGACUUUGAGGAAGGUCUCAGGGCGGACCCGCUUGGUCGCCGCCUCACUCUCGCCCUUUACGGAUGCACGAACACCACACACCACAGACACAGUCCAGGAGUACGUGUGUGGGUGCCACUUAUGUGCGUGUGAGGGUACGUGGUGAGUGCCGUUGAGCAGGCCGUUCUGGUCAGUGAUGGUCUUGGAGCCAGGGGCGGUCGUGUUGUCGGCUGUGGUGUCCACGGCCACUGUCGUGUCGUUGGUCUGCUGCUUCUUGCUGGCGUCAUUCUUGCUCGCCCUGACGCUCUCGAGGAGCGAGUCGAUUGUCUUCUUGCCGUCGCCCAGCAGCAUGGCGUUGUUGGGGUACACGAACAGGGGGUUGUCGACUGGGGGGAGGGAGGGACAUGUCCAUGUGUGUGCAUUCAUUGAGUUGUGUUGUGUUGUGUUGUGUUGUUGUGUUAUGCAGUGAGUGCGCACCUCCCGCAUAGCCGGACGCAAGAGACCGCUUCAUUACCACACACUGCAGUAAGAUCCACCCACCAUACCAUACACACCACACGCCAUAACACACUCGCGAUUGUGUGUGUGUGUGUGUGUGUUGUGUGUGUGUGUGGCUGACCUGUUUUGCCUUCCAGACUUCGAGUACGGGCAUGCCGUAGAUGGCGGAGCUCUCGUCCGUCUGGGCCGCGGGGUUCACAGUGUCGUUGGCCCCUAUCACCAACACCUGCACCCACCAACAACCCGAUGGCCCACACCUCAGUCAACAGCCGGCCGUGUGGUGUUUAGUGGGCCGUGUGGUGGAUUGGAGGCACGUACCAGGUCGGUGUCCGGGAAGUCGUGGUUGAUUUCGUCCAUCGACAGCACUAUGUCGUACGGCACACUCGCUGCACGUCCACACAUGACACACACAUGGGAGCAAGUGCAUCCACGUCCACAGUCUCAUAGAUCUCUGCCCGCCUGCCUGCCUGUCCUUCGCACCUUCGGCAAGCAGCACAUUCAUGUGGCCGGGCAGACGACUGAUCACACACCAACCAACGGACAGUCAGCAGCCCUCUUGCAUCAGACAGAUUCCCUUCACCAUUCGCUCACCCAGCGACCGGAUGGAUGCCGAACCUGACUUUGACGCCUUUAGCCCUGAGCUCCUUGGUGAGCUCCGCCACCGAGUGCUGUGCGCGCGAGACGGCCAUGCCGUAUCCCGGCGUGAUAAUGACGGACCGUGCCUCGAGCAUCCACUUGGUGACCUGGUCGACAGUCGUCUGUGUGACCUCCCCCUCCACCUUGGUGCCGCCCGCCGUCUUGCCCAUGUCGCCGAAGCCGCCCACCAACACGUUGUAGAUGGACCGGUUCAUCGCCUCGCACAUGACAUACGACAGGAUAAUGCCGCUGCACACACACACAUGGCGGUGCGGUCUGUUCUGUGUGUCUGUCUUUGUUUCUUUCUGGUGUGGUGUGGCCUGGCCUGACCUCGCCCCGACGAAGGCGCCGGCGAUGACCAUGAGGUUGUUGCUGAUCAUGAAGCCGGCGAACACCCCGGCCCAGCCACUGCCGCUGUUGAGCACCGAUAUCACCACGGGCAUGUCCGCACCACCGAUGGCCAUCACAAAAGCGACGCCAUAUGCGGCUGACAGACCCGUCAGCACACACAGAGCGAUCAGCCCGAUGGUGCUGCCGAGUCCGUAGUUGCCCGCCACGACGCCGAGUGCGAUUAUGGCGCCGAAAAGGAGUGGCACCCAGAGGGCACGGCCGGGCAACACACGGGGGCGGGGCUUGAUGAAGCCGCUCAGCUUGGCGCAGGCCACCAGGCUGCCCGUGAACGUGACGAUACCGACGAUCACCUGAACCCAAAGCAGCAGACAGACAGCCGCAUGUGUGUUGGUGUGUCUGUGUCUGUGUCUGUGUGUGUGUGCGGAUGUGGGUGCGGCAAUGACUGACCCCGAGGAGGUAGAAUAUGGCCUGGAAGACGAUGAUCUCGUUGCCCUUGUUUAGCUCCUCCUCACGGACGUCCUCGUAGCGGUCGUUGAAGAGCGCAAAGCCCUCCAAAGUGGCCGCCAGACCGCCGAAGGCAUUCAACAGACCAACCUGAGCAAUCCGAUCCAAUCCAUAUAUCAGCACAGAGAGAGAUGGUAGAGAUCAACCCCUUGGUGCUGGUUUACUGUGUGUGUGCGUGGAUCUCACCAUUUGCGGCAUGCCUGUCAUCUUGACCAUGAGGGCUCCGGUGACGGCAAUGACGGCCGCAGGCACACAGGCGACCGCAAAGAUCCAAUACGCAUUACCUGCGUCAUGCGAACGGACAGACAGAUGGACUCCAGCAAUGAAAGCCCUGUUUGCAAAAGCCUUUCCUCCUCCCUCCCUGUCUGCUGCUCGUGCACCUCUCCCUCCACCCAUCCCUCCACACACACAUACCGAAGAGUUGGUCGCUCGCCAGCACUCCACCGAUGGCCAGCAGCAUACCCAGAGACCCAUACUGACAUAGACACACAGACAGACAGACAUUGCACACACCACCAAUGUGCUACGUUGGUGUCUUACGAUGUUGCCCAUCCUGGCGGUUUCCUGGUGAGAUAAACCCCUGCAGACAGACAGCAGCCAACCAACCACACACACCGCACACACGACACGCCACGGCCAAGCAGAUGUGUGUCUUGUCUUGCGCAGCCGUCCGUAUGUAUCCAUAUAUCUGUCUGUCUGUCCUCACCGGAGUGCGAGGAUGAACAGCAGUGCCGACCCCACAUAACACACCUCCAACCACAGGUUGUCCCUGACACACACAUCGCACAAGACGGCACGCAAAACACACAGGCCCAUGUGUGUGCCGUGUCUGUCGGUGCCAUCUGUCUGUGUCCUUUGUGCGCUUGCCUCUGUAUUGAGAGGGGGACCUCGCCAGGAAACGCCUCGCUCCACACAUCGUCCACAGUCGCCAUCUCGACGCUCUGCUCAAUGACAAUGAAAGCUGCUUCUCACUAUCUCUCCCACGCUGCGCUGCUACCCUCUCUUUGCUCCCGUUUCCUUGCCGUCGCAG